Messenger RNA from Salpingoeca rosetta, 1516 nucleotides. RefSeq lists its product as uncharacterized. The coding region runs from base 1 to 1497 and encodes 498 amino acids. Gene Ontology annotation, cellular component: endomembrane system. Gene Ontology annotation, biological process: intracellular protein localization. The transcript is spliced from 10 exons. The record is from RefSeq and is a predicted model, not a curated record. NCBI's taxonomy places the organism in Eukaryota, Choanoflagellata, Craspedida, Salpingoecidae.
AUGGCUGGUGGCAGCAGCAAGAAGCAGAGCAAGAAGCAAAGCAAGCACAGCAAGGGUGACAGCGUGCAGCUCAAGUUUGUGGAUACGUCCACCAAGUUUGGCCACGCACGCUUCCAGCAGCAGCAGCAGCAGCAGCAGGGCGAUGCUGUUGUGAUUGGCGAAGAGUCGUGCGUUUCGCCGGCUCUUGCUACGCUCAAGAGCUCCUGCAAGUGGCAGAUUGGUCUGUUGGUUGGCGCCACUGUUGGGAACCGAACAUAUGUGCUGAGACUUGCACCAACGCCCAUGGAGAACACAGAAGACAACGACGACGACGACGACGACGACGACGGCGGCGACGAUGUGUGGACGCUGGCAGACGAGGACGCCAUUCGGCAGCACCUGGACGCAACAGAUGAGGAGUGGGUUCAGGAGCAUCACCAUCAAGUGAGCAAGUGCUUGCCAGGCGGCUUGAGCAUCGUCGGUGCAUAUGCGUUUGGACAGCCGCGCGCUCUGUUGGUGGACAAGCUCAAGUCCAUGACAAACGUGGACGUUGCGCUGUUCAUCCCCGCCGACACGGUGGAGGUCGAGUGCUGGCGCACGGCGACAGGCGAGAAGCUGAAGUGGAAGGUGCAGAAUACGUUGCCCAAGUGGGCGCUGAUCCGGUCAUCGUUCCAGCUCGACCUCCACUUUCCGCUCAAGCGGUCGAAGAAAGGCUUCAUGUCUUCGCUUCGCACCGCCGUCGCAAAACAGGCACAGCGCGUGCAAUCGAGCUUGUUCACCAUCAAUGGUCGGCUCAUAUCCGACACUGACACCGCCCCACUGCCGACCACCACGGGGCCACCAGCGCUCACCAACGCAGUCACGGCCACUGCACACUCGCUGUGCAGCGAUGAUCUCACGGCCAAGCGGGCGCCCAAGAGCAGCGCAACCACGCACCUCGCACACAUCACCGGCACUCUCGCUGUCCUCGCGUACGCCCCGCCCAAGUGCAGCAGUGGCGCUGUUGCGAUGGCGCUGCGCCACGAUAUUGCCCAGUCGCUCGCAGCCCGAAUCGACACCAUCGAGGACAUACUCAACGAUGAUGAUGGUGGUGCUGACGCUGUGCAGUCGAUUCCACUCCCGGCCCGCGUGGCGUUUGAUGUUGACGGUGUUGUGUUCACGUGGCACGCAUUCGCCGACGAGUCACAGCAGGACAUGCGUUCAAUGUUGUCGAACGUGAUUGGUGCUGUGGACUCCACACACGCACCGCAGGCCCUCGAGCAACACGCAGCACAACCAGCAUCAGCUUCAGCUUCAGCAUCAGCGUCAACAUCAACAUCAACGUCAACAUCAGCAUCGCAGACAACAUCAUCACAGGCGGCAGCGUCAGCGGAUGCGAGCAAGGCGGGCCAUGCACGCCAGCGCGAUGUUGCUGAGCACAGCGGUGGCAGUGGCGGGUCGAUGGUGGUGGUGGUGGCUGGGAUCGUGGUGGCGGUGGUGGCGGCACUGGUGGGCUGGUUUGUGGCCGUCGCAGAGUAGUAGUACACACGUUCAACAA